Messenger RNA from Fundulus heteroclitus (mummichog), 3355 nucleotides. RefSeq lists its product as uncharacterized. The transcript is spliced from 10 exons. The record is from RefSeq and is a predicted model, not a curated record. The coding region runs from base 81 to 2414 and encodes 777 amino acids. NCBI's taxonomy places the organism in Eukaryota, Metazoa, Chordata, Actinopteri, Cyprinodontiformes, Fundulidae.
UGUUUAUGUACUUGUUGCAGAAAGAUCUCUGACGGCUUUUAAAGGAGGAGGAGCUGGAUCGGAUACCAGCGUGCUGGUUGAUGCAGAUAUUGGGCAGGAAACCAGUGACUUCCUUCAUGGCUGAAAUGGCUGCUUCUCUGACUGCUCUCCUCUUCUGGACUGUGAUGGUUUUCAGCUCCUUUAUGGUUGUUUCUGCUGAUCAGGGAAUCAUCAGAGCUGAAUCUGGAGAUACCGUCAUUCUGCCAUGUAGAGCUCCUGAGAACCAAACUGUUACAGCUGCAGAGUGGAGGAGAGCUGAUCUAGAUUUUAGUGAAUAUGUUAUUCUGUACCAGAACAAGAAGGUUGAUAAAGAGGCUUCGUGUCCAUCCUUUAAGAACCGAACAGAUCUGCAGGACGUGGAGAAUGGAGACGCGUCUUUGGUUCUGCAGAAGGUGACGACUGCUGAUAGAGGAACAUAUCAGUGUUGGAUCGUUCAGGGAGGAAAUAGUCGCAGGAAGAGUUCCAUUCUGGACAUUGACCCAACCGUUAUCAUUAACCUGAUAGUCCAACCAGAUCGGAGAAUCAUCACAGCUGAACAUGGAGAGAACGUCAUUCUACCAUGUAGAGCUCCUGAGAACGAACGUGAUGGAGACGUAGAGUGGAGCAGAACUGAUCUGGAGUCAGGUCAAUAUGUUCUUAUGUACAGGAACGGGAAGGUGUACCAAGAGGUCCAGUCUCCAUCCUUUAGGAACCGGGUGGAUCUGCAGGACAUGAAGAAUGGAGACGUGUCUUUGGUUCUGAACAAAGUGACGACUGAUGAUACAGGAACAUAUGAAUGUCGAGUCGUUCAGAGAGAAAAUAGCUGCAGGAGGAGAUUCAUUCUGAACACUGACCCUCUCAGUGUCAUUAACCUGAGGGUUGAACCAGCACCGUCAUGGCCCACAGUUCUCCAGGUUCUCUUGGUUCUCGUGGUUCUGGCUCUGAUUGUUGCAGGUCUUUUAUAUCGUAAUCGGCUCUGUUUCAUGUCAGAAUACAACGUGGUGGUGGAUUCAGAGGAGGAGUCUGUCCUGCUGCCCUGCAGAACCAGACCACUCCUGCCUGGAGAUGCUAGAGUGGAGUGGAUGGACAAAGGAAAAAGGAAAGUCCAUGUGUAUGAGAACGGUUCUGAUCAUUCUAAAGAACAGGACCAGUUCUACAGAAACAGAACCAAGAUUAACAAAGACCUGCUAAGAACUGGAGACCUCAGUCUUACUCUGGAACAGCUCACAGAUGGAGACACUAACACCUACACCUGCAUCGUCUCCAGAGGGAAGAGAAACAACCUGAUCAAGAAGCAAGUUGAUCUCCAGGUCAAAGUCCCACAGGUGGAGGUGGAUUCAGGGGUGGAGUCUGUCCUGCUGCCCAUCAGAACCACAGUUACCCUGCCUGAAGAUGCUAGAGUGGAGUGGAGGGACAGAGGAGGCAGGAGGGUCCAUGUGUAUGAGAACGGUUCUGAUAAUACUAAAGAACAGAACUGGUUCUACAGAAACAGAACCAAGAUGAAUGAAGACCUGCUCAGAACUGGAGACCUCAGUCUGACUCUGGAACAUCCCACAGAUGAAGACACUGACAUUUACACCUGCAUCGUCUCCAGUGGGGAGGAAAACAUCCUGAUAAAGAAACAAGUUGAUCUGAAGGUCAAAGUCCCACAGGUGGAGGUGGAUUCAGGGGUGGAGUCUGUCCUGCUGCCCUGCAGAACCACAUAUACCCUGCCUGGAGAUGCUAGAGUGGAGUGGAGGGACAGUAGCCGCUGGAAGGUCCAUGUGUAUGAGAACGGUUCUGAUCGUCCUGAAGAACAGGACCAGUUCUACAGAAACAGAACCAAGAUGAAUGAAGACCUGCUGAGAACUGGAAACCUCAGUCUGACUCUAAAACACCUCACUGAUAGACACACUAACACUAAGAUCUACACCUGCAUCAUCUCCAGAGGGAAGAGAAACAUCCUGAUGAAGAAACAAGUUGAUCUCAAGGUCAAAGUCCAUCAGGUGGAGGUGGAGAAGGGGGCGGAGUCUGUCCUGCUGCCGUUCACAACAACACCUGAUCUGCCAGGAGAUGCUGAAGUGGAGUGGAUGGACAGAGUAGACAGGAAGGUCCAUGUGUAUGAGAACGGUUCUCAUCAGCCAGGAGAACAGAACCAGUUCUACAGAAACAGAACCAAGAUAAGAGAAGACCUGCUGAGAACUGGAGACCUCAGUCUGACUCUGAUGAAUCCCACAAUGAGAGACAGUGGAGAGUAUGAAUGUCUAGUCUGGAAGGAUGGAGAAGUACUGAGAAGGAAAAAAAUUCUUCUCACAGUCAAAGCACGGAGAGUUCAGGUCAAGAACCAACCAGAGGACAUCAGGACCAGAACCUGCUCCACUGAUCCGAUUCCUCUGAUGGCUGAUCAAUCGGUCUGAUCUGUUCGUUCAUCAGUGAUUUAUUCUUGAUCUUGGUUCUGAGAGAAGAUCUCAGUGAAGGUUCUGAUGGAUGAAGAACAGAGGACUCUUUAUCAGCUGCUGUCUCUGGGUCCAGUCUGCAGACUCUAUAUUGAUCAGGAUUAAUGAGCCUGAAGCUGGUUCUGGUAGCAGAAUCUGACCCAAAGUGAGCGUAAAACAGUCAGCAAGAACCAGAAGUUCUAACAAGGACCCACAGAACUAGGUCCACCUGAGGAGGACAGGACAGCUGGAGGUGUUUAAGGUGAAGAGAAACGAUUGAAAUUAUUAACGCUGCAGUCAGAACAGCAGCAGGUUUAACAUUAGAGCCCAGAACUCUGAUCCAGAACCAGCCUCCAGCUCCUGAGGAACAUUCUCUCCAUCAUUAUUUCUCCCCAGCUCACAUCCAGACCCAGAAAAAGUUUAAAUGGUGGAAAGGUGAAACUUUUGGUGCCUUCAGGGUUUCUGUCAGAUCCAGUUUUCCUCCAAAGUCAGGAUUGAAGUUCUGAGCUUUAGUUUAAUUCUCUAGCAGAGAGAUGGUUCUGGUCCGUCAUCAGAACCUCAUUUCUCAGCAGCAGCUCACAUCUUCUCUCAGUAUUUCUGAUGUUUAAUCCCAGGAUUUAAACUCUGAUGAAGCUUUUCUACUUCUGUUACUUUCAGCUGUUUUAGUUUAGAUUUAGCUUUAGGUCUGAUUGUUAGGACUGAGACUAUUAUUAGGAUUAAUCGUGGUGAAUCAAUUAUUUCACUAAUUGAUUCAUCACGAUUAUUCUUCUGCAGCAUUUUAUAUUUAGCUUUUAUGUAAAAUGAACUCUUUACUUUGUCUGUGUUGGCUUAGUGGUUAGAGCAGUGGGCCUGCGCUCUGAGAAGGAUGCAAGUACCCGGUUCGAUCCCCAGUGCCUGCACUCUGGGUCCCUGAGCAAGACCCU